AAGUUUAAAUGCUUAGAUAUGGAAAGACUGAAUUAUAAGAUGUCCUGGUUUAGCUCUUUAUGUUUUUGUUAAUGUCAAGUAAUUCUCAUCACUGGAACUUAAUGGCUGUUGCUUCUUCUUCUGCUUCUCCUCAAGAAAAGUAUGAUGUUUUUCUUAGUUUCAGAGGUGCGGAUACCCGCAAUACUUUUACUUCCCAUCUGUAUGCUGCGUUGUGUCAAAAAAAGAUCAAUGCAUUCAUUGAUGACGAAGAGCUUAAAAGAGGGGAGCAAAUCUCUCCAUCUCUUUUGAAUGCAAUUGAGCAAUCAAAGAUUUCGUUGAUCAUUUUCUCGGAAGGGUAUGCUUCUUCGAGAUGGUGCCUUGAAGAACUUGAGAAGAUUCUUGAAUGCAAGAACAGUUAUGGUCAGAUUGUAAUUCCGGUUUUCUAUGGUGUAUAUCCAUCAGAUGUAAGGAAUCAGACUGGGACUUUUGGGAAGGUAUUUGAUGAGCUUGAAAAGGAUAGGCAGGAAAUGUUACAGAGAUGGAGGACUGCUCUGAGAGAAGCUGCCAAUCUUUCUGGAUUUGAUUCAGAUGUCAUCAAGUAACUAUUAAUAGCUAUUAUUAUGUCUUUUAAAUGCAUAAUGCUUUUACUUUCUGCUCAUUUUUUGUUUUUUAAUUUGACUUAUUUUCUUAGAAG
Molecule: messenger RNA, 673 nt
Organism: Pistacia vera
Lineage: Eukaryota; Viridiplantae; Streptophyta; Magnoliopsida; Sapindales; Anacardiaceae
Product: TMV resistance protein N-like
Exons: 1
Coding region: 60-581 (173 amino acids)
Biological process (GO): signal transduction
Source: RefSeq, a predicted model, not a curated record